GUACAAUGUACAUACCAUGCGGUGGCCAGAAUCAUCAAGCUCUGCAUCGCACCUACAAUGUGCAGUACUACUUCCACCGUGUGAGACCGACAACUACUGUUACCCCCCCUGCGUACUGGAGUGACAUAUCUCAAAAACCGUAGCUUGUCCUACGGCAUGCCGUCAAACCGCCGCGGUUGGGUGCUUGCCGCUGACGAGCACGAGACCUGUCGAUGUCGAUAAUUUUUUUCGGGCGGAAACGUCAAGAUCUGAAAAGCAAUGCAGUGCUGGACAUGCCGAAGUCGCCAGAAGCAUUCAAACCACUGCGGCCAAGAGAACGCAGCAUCUGGCCAGCUCUGGUUGAAUUGGCACAGUGACACCGGCGGUUACCAAAGGGUUUGAGUAGGCAAAAUCUGAAUGCGCCGGUAUAUCACCCGGGCCAGCGAAAAAAGAGCCCAAAGAUGGCGAACCAGUCAAGGCAAACAGGUACAGCGUUAGAGUCUGGCGAACGCUCCAUCUCUGCCAGGGCCCGCGAAAAUGGUUGCUUUCCCAACUUCCAGGCUGGUCAUCUUGGACGAAUCAGCGGCCGAGCGCAUUUGCAACACUGGAGCAUCAAAUUUUUGCGACCGGGACCAAGUUUCCAAUGAGUUUCGCGCGUUCCUGACGCCGCCGCCGCACUAGAAGUUCGGCCUGGACGGCCGCGCGACCUUAGCCGGGAGUCGGGAAAUUUGGCAGGAUUGACAUUGGUCAGUCGUGGAGGACAGGCCAGGGACAGUGAAAGUGACAGGACCUUAGCCCCGUCAAGGUCCCCGUCUUGAUGGGCGGUCGGUCAGGUCCACGUUCAACGGAUGCCCCGAGGGGACCCAAACAGAUCAACCGCUGCUUGGUCAAUUCGACCUCGUCGCCGCGCCGCCGUCGCUGGCCCAACUUUGCUUCGCUGCUUCAUGGCCAUUUACUACUACGCAAUCUGCUGGUCAAUGUGACCAGGUCCCAUUCAUUAUUUGCUGCCGGGCCAGCGCUCCACUAUCGUCAAUAUUGCCCCAAGCUUGCAACUUGCGCCCAUCAGAGACUUUCGCUUUUCCCCGGCCGGCGCCACAUAUACAUACUUGCGCCUCUUCCCUGCUCUUCCUUUCCAUGCCUUGACCACCUACCUUACUUUUUGUCUCUCAUCGUCGCGAGAUCGCAGUCGCACGAGUUCGCUGAGCUCCCUCUCAGUCCUCCGUUCAUUCUCCAUUCGAGCAGUGCUCGCUCAUACCGCUGUGCGCGCCAUAACAUUCUUGACUUGCCGUCAUACCAACAACGACCGGCCGAUAUUCGAAACGAAAUAGUAUCGAUUAGACGUCGCUCACUGGACAUCGCGUCCAACAUUUUGCAAAGCUAUCCUUCGCUAGACUACCUUGAGCGAUCAAGAACCUCGACAGCCAACAUGCGCUUCACUUCUGCGAUUGCGGCCAUCGCGCUGCUGUCGACGCCAGCCGUUCUGGCCCAAGAAUCCUCCGACGCCACCAUCACCGUCACAUCAUCUUACUCGACCACUCUCACAGUGACCAAGACUCUCACUUAUGCAUUUGCCCAUGCCAACACCAACGUCACCACGACCAGCACCACAUCCUCGUUCCAGCCUACGGGGUGGAACGUGACUUCGACCGUCACGGAGAGCAGCAGCUCCUCGUUCAACAAGACUACUCUGACCCCAGCUUCCUCGUCAUCCGUUUCAUCUGAGACCUCAGCUGCGCCAUCCAUCGCGCAAGCUACGGGAGCCGCCAGCGCUCAAGAGAUCAAUUUGGCCGUCGCGGCCCUUGCCGGCCUCAGCGCCAUGAUCUGGGGUUCAUUAUGAAGACGGGCGGAGCACAGCUUCUUCGCCUAUCAAGACUUCUUGAAGUUUUCUUUUCUUCAUUCUUGACUGGAUCAAUCAUCCUCGGCGAGCAACAGCAGCCAGUUUAUGUCGGCCCGAGACGAUCAUUUUUAUUUUCUACUUCAUCUCUGCGAGAGUUGAGUUUGAAUAGGAGGGUUUACGACUCGAGGUACAUUUUUACAUCAGCCGCAGCCGGUUGGUCUUUUUGCGUACUCGGUCUACUUUUUUUGUGAGAAGAACGGAAUAUGGCCGUCGCCUGGGGCGCCAGUGAGUGACUCGAUGUCACUCACAGCUGAAGAGGAGAGAGCUUCUUGCGAGCUAGUCUGGCAUUGUCGGCCGUGCGAUGGACAGCAGAUCAGUUCUUUGGGAAAGGGUUCAUGACGAGCGGACAGACAUCAUCAUCGUUCGCUUGUCUGUUCUGUUCCGCGCUGCUCCCGCGAGCUUGAGCUGAGGGAGCGUGAGUAUAGAGAGCCAAGCAAGGAGUGUUGGUGUGAUUUUCUUUUUUUAUUUUGGCUAUAUACCCCCCAGCCCUUGAACGACUGAUAUGAUGACUACUUAGUUCGUCCCUUUCUAUACAUCAACGUCAAUACUAUCAAAUCAAACAAAAUCGAUCCCA
Molecule: messenger RNA, 2450 nt
Organism: Exophiala dermatitidis NIH/UT8656
Lineage: Eukaryota; Fungi; Ascomycota; Eurotiomycetes; Chaetothyriales; Herpotrichiellaceae
Exons: 1
Coding region: 797-1816 (339 amino acids)
Source: RefSeq, a predicted model, not a curated record